Molecule: messenger RNA, 1655 nt
Organism: Diuraphis noxia (Russian wheat aphid)
Lineage: Eukaryota; Metazoa; Arthropoda; Insecta; Hemiptera; Aphididae
Cellular component (GO): extracellular region
Source: RefSeq, a predicted model, not a curated record
UUAGGACGUGCAUUCCACUGCAGCGGUUUCGUCAUACUGUUCCGAUUUUAACUUCGUCAUGCCGUGGACAGUUGUCUUGGUCGCGUUCACUGCGGUCCUCUGCAGGUGGCCCGUCGUGGCUUGGAACACCGACGGACUGUACGGCACGCCGAUGCCGGCCCGGUUGACCGACGUGGCCGUGUGGCGCAACCGCGCGUACGCUUGCUGGCCCCGGGCGGACGUUACGCAACCGGUCACCCUGUUAGAACUGCCGUGGCCGGAGACCGUCGACGAACAAGCGCAACAGCCGUCGUCGUGGACGCCUCACAGGCCGUUUUACGCCGAUCAACAAAAACUCUACGACUGUCGUAGCGUGCAAUCGGCUGUUGCCGUCGAUAUGGACAAAAUCAGAGGGCACCUGUACGUGCUGGACAAUGGAUACGACAACGUCAUCUGUCAACCGAAAAUUAUCGUUUAUGACCUGAAAACUUACAAAUGUAUACAUACCAUAGAACUCGGCGGACUCAAUGGCUCGGGACUAGCCACGCUGGUGGUGGAUGCUAGACCGUUCAAAGGCGAGACGAGGGUGUAYGCGGGUGACGCGCGUGGUGGACGCAUCGCAGUGUACGACCCAGACCGGAGUGUUUGGUAUAUGGUCGCAUUACGCAUCCAGAACCGUGGUAACGCGGUUAUACAGGACUACUAUAGACCGGAAGUCGACCAGGAAGUGCCUGCAGAAUGCAUCGCCAUCUCUAAGCUUCAGUGGUCCGUGUACUUGACGUCGACGCAUUCGCACGACUUGUAUACGGCUUCGUUCAAGGAUCUCCGGAAUUUGACCUCUUACGUCACGCCGAGCGUAAAGAAUGGCGACGUACUUCCGGUUGGAUUGCGAGUGCGCUGGGAAGGCGUCAAGCUGGGCGUUUCGAGCGGGCUGUACGCUGACAUACAGGGUGGUCUCAACUACGUGUACACCAGAGAUUUCGUGGCAGUCAGGUUGAGUCUGAUCCCGGGUGUCACACCGGUUGCAGCGGAAGACCAUAAAGUGCUAUUGCAGUCGUACGAUCUGUUACCAACAGUCACAAAGAUUUUCACAGACAACAAGAAUUAUCUGCAGGUGUGGGCCCUAAACGCUGUGCCAAACGCGGAAAACCGUCACUUGGUCAAAAUUAAUACUCUCACGUUAUAGAUGCCGUUAUCUCGUAUACAUUAUGAUAUUAUAACAUUCUACUCUACACAUAGUACCUGCAGGAUUUGACAAUUUGAACGCGAAAUAUGGUCAACCCCUUAAGAUAUGCUCUGUAUAAACAAGAAGAUUCACCAAGCAUGCACACCACCUGACCGUAUUUUUUCCUAUUUAAUAACUAAUUUAUCAAAAUUCUAAUUUUUGGGGUAUAAUGUAGGAACUAGGAAGUACUAUAUCUAAAGUACUUAUGUACUCUUGUGCCAUUAGAAUAGCGUCCUCUAUCGAAACAACAAUAUAAGCUAAUAAGUUUGGUGAGCAUACUCGGCGAAUCAUUCUGUUUAUAUUAUAAUAUUAUAUAAUAUUGAUGUUGUAUGUGGUUAUAGACGACGUUCAUAAACUGUAAACAUAAAACCUACAUAUACUUUAUUUUUUUAUAUUAUGUCGUUCCACAUAAGUAUUUAAUAUAAAUUAUAUUUGUAUAUAACUAUCGCUG